CCAGCAGCAUUUAUAAACAUGGCCCCUUUACACACCUACGGGUCAUUGUUUACAUCCAUCCAUACAUGUCAUUUCUGCAUGUGUUUCUGCACCCUGGCAGUGUGGCAGAGCCCCAGAAGACGGAGAAGCCAACAUCUCACCACUGGUCUUUCUUCCAUUUAUGCUCGAUAGCGUUCACCUUGAAGCCUCAGCACCUGCUCUGCAGAAAAGAUCACAUUGGAACAGAAACCUUGUGGAUUUUUAGCAAAAAAUAGUUCCUGCUUAGAUCUUCAGUAAGCAGCUGCCACCAUUUCACCUCCAACAGUCAUGUACAGCUCCAGCUACUCCCGGGCCAAGUUUGGCUUGGAGGCAAGGCAGCCCCUGCACAAGCCCAAAGGAAAGAGCUGCGGCUACUACAUGAGGAUCGUCUUCUUCUUUUCCUCUCUGAUCCAGUCUCUGAUCAUCGUCAGCCUGGUGCUUUUCCUCAUUUAUGGACAGCCGGAGAAGUCUGCAGAGGAGAAGAGGGUCCAGGACCUGGAGUUGAACUUCAACAGGCUGAGUGAGAACAACAUCCAGCUGAGAAAGGAGAAAGGCGAGCUGGGAACUCAGCUGGGAGCUCGCACAGCUGAGAAAGCUGCUCUGGAGACAGAGUUGGUGAAGCUGAAGACUGAUGGCAACAACACAGUAUAUACGCUAAAAAAAAAAAUAGCUAACUGUGAGAGAAUGUUUACAUUAACACAAGGCAUGGUGCGUUGUCCCAUGACUCCGAUCCAGCGCCCUCCUGUGGUCACUAAUAGCGGUGAAAUGAAGACUUUGCAGACUCUGAACGCUCAACAGAAAGCCAUGAUAAACCUCAUCGGGGCAAACUUCACCCAGAUGGUCCAGUACCUGAGCCAGGAGAGAGACGACGCCCGCAAAGACCGAGACACGCACCACCAGGGGGUCGUCACCCUGCGCAGGGAGAACACCCUGCUGAAGGAGCAGCUCACCACCUACACCAGGAAGUGCAAAGAGGACUUUGCUCACUCUUUGGACGGGAUCAAAACGGUGACCAGCGAUUUCCUGAAAAAGAUCAACAACCUGUUCCCUCACCAGCUGACCUUUCACCUCACCUGCGAGAGUCAGCAGGAACACAUGGAGAAGAUCAGAAACAGCUGCACGAACCUGUCCAGAGACGUGGAGAACAAGUUCCAGCUGUAUUUAGACAACGUGGGCAACAAGGUGGCUGAGAUCCAAGCCAUGUCCAGUCGUCUGGAGGUGCAAAACUCACAUUUGACUUCUGAAAUGCAGCAGUGUGAACGCACUCGCAGACAGACGGCCAACGAAACCGCUAAUCAACUACAGCUGAAGCAAAAGACUCAUGACGACCAGGUGGAGAAAUUACUGAUUGAGCAGAACAAUCUGAGACAACAGAAGAAGCUGCAGGAAGAGAGUUUGGCCUUGAGAGAUAGAGAGCUUCAGAACCUCCAGCGAAUGCUCUCUGCUCAGCCCAAUGUCAAGCCCGGUGUUCCUAAAGCUUCAAGCCUACAGGCCUCUAUUGGAGCACCUGGCGUCAUCAAAACUCCAACGGGGAGAUGAAACGAACCGGCAGAGAAAUAACUGAAGGAACAGUGAUCAACAUUUAGCCUUUAAAGAAUUUUUAUAAGGACAUGUAUAUAUUUCUAAUACAACACACUUCAACCUGUAAAUACUCUGAGGCCACAUGAACAACAUUUACUGUUGUUGGCCUGUGCAUGCUUUGUUUGGCUCGACUUGGAAUAAAAGAUUCAUUUGUGUUUUUA
Molecule: messenger RNA, 1760 nt
Organism: Cottoperca gobio
Lineage: Eukaryota; Metazoa; Chordata; Actinopteri; Perciformes; Bovichtidae
Gene: plvapb
Product: plasmalemma vesicle associated protein b
Exons: 9
Coding region: 307-1557 (416 amino acids)
Biological process (GO): regulation of vascular permeability; positive regulation of cellular extravasation
Source: RefSeq, a predicted model, not a curated record